This is a messenger RNA of Macadamia integrifolia, 2342 nucleotides long. Its product is annotated as pentatricopeptide repeat-containing protein At5g40410, mitochondrial. The coding region runs from base 383 to 2284 and encodes 633 amino acids. Gene Ontology annotation, biological process: RNA modification. Gene Ontology annotation, molecular function: protein binding; zinc ion binding; RNA binding. The transcript has a single exon. The record is from RefSeq and is a predicted model, not a curated record. Lineage: Eukaryota; Viridiplantae; Streptophyta; Magnoliopsida; Proteales; Proteaceae.
GGCUUUACCCGUUAGGGAGACCCUUCCAGAAAUUCUCAAUGGCCUAGGCGGUACCCAGGCCAAUGAGGGGGUUUGGAAAUAGUUUUCAACCAGCAAUUGACGCGCCUCGGUUAAUACCUCACUAGCUGCGUCAUUGCCCCAAGCGCAAAGAUGGUUUGGUUCUGUGGAACCCUUCACAAUUUAUAGCUCACUAGCCUUACUACUCUUCCCUUUCUUUCCGAUGUGGGAUUAUUCUCUAAUUCGAAUUUUUUCGAACUUCUCCGAAAUAUGGUUUUCAAUAACCAUUAGAUUGGAACCAUUAAGGAUCAAUAGUCAGGAUUCAUUCCAUCUAUAUACUCCCCCUUUGAGUCCAAACUAUUCUUUUGAACUUCCGUGACGAUGGAUGAUGGUAACGGCAGCUUCUUCCUUUCCCUCCUUCUGCUUCGUUUCAAGGCUUUUAAAGCAGAAGCACGUCGAUCUGAAAUUUUUGGUCUUGCUGCCCAACUUCGUCAUUACCAGAAGAUCCCUUUGUUCCACCCCUUCCGCUACGUGCUUCCCACGAUUCCCAAAUCCAACGUCGGUUGUUCCGCGGCUACUUCCUGCUGUAAGCCCUUCUUCGAUCUCCCAUUGCCAGAUAAUUCAUUCCUGGAAAAUCAAAUCAGGAAAUUAUGGCGAUCUUGGGUUUUUCGGUGAUCGAUUGGUGGUGGCUUAUGCAAAAUUCGGUCGUCUGGACUAUGCUCUGAACUUGUUUGAAGAAAUACCGCACAAGGAUUUGGUGUCAUGGAAUUCCAUGAUUUCGGUGUUUUCACAGAGAGGGAGCUUGAGAGAUAACCUUGAUAUCUUACGUCGGAUGAGAUCAGAGGCGGGUUUGGUGCCCAAUGUGGUGACACUCAUCUCUGUCCUCCCAGCUUGUGCCGCUGCCCAAGCUUUAGACGCUGGCGAAUUCAUCCAUGGUUACGCUGUGAAAUUGGGUUUUUGGUCAGAGACCAAGGUUGUGAACUCUCUCAUUAACAUGUAUGGGAAAUGCGGUUCUGUCCAUGCAGCUUGUCGUUUGUUUCAGGCAAUGCCUUCGAAGACUUUAGUAUCAUGGAAUACGAUGGUUAUGAUUCAUGCCCAAAAUGGAUUUGUGGAGGGUGCAAUUGAUCUUUUCAAUUCGAUGAGAAGAGCUAGCAUCAAGCCUGAUCGAGUUACUGUUGUGGCCUUGCUUCAAUCUUGUGCAGAUUUAGCGGCAGAGAGAACAGCAAAGGCCAUCCAUGGCUGCAUUAUGACUUCUGGGUUCAAUUCAGAUGUGGCCAUCACUACCGCUCUUAUAAUUGCAUACGCAAAAUCAGGGAAAUUGGAUGUUUCUCAUGAUGUUUUCCAUGAGCUAAAAACCCCAGAUAUGAUAGCUUGGACCGCCAUGCUUGCAGGCUAUGCAACACAUGGUCAUGGAAAAGAAGCAAUCACCAUCUUCAAUCUCAUGAUUAAGGAAGGAUUGAAGCCCGAUCAUGUGACCUUCACACACGUCUUGAGUGCUUGUAGUCACUCUGGCCUAGUCUCAGAGGGCAAGAAAUAUUUUGAGGCUAUGUCCAAUGUUUAUGGAGUGGAGCCAAGGGUUGAUCAUUAUUCAUGCAUGGUCGAUCUACUGGGUCGCUCUGGGCUUCUGGAGGAAGCUUGUGAGCUAAUUCAGAGUAUGCCCAUCAACCCAAAUGCUGCUGUUUGGGGGGCAUUGCUGGGUGCCUGUAGGAUCCACAAUAACAUUGAACUUGGGAAAGAAGUUGCAGAGAGGCUAUUUGAAAUUGAUCCAUUAGACCCCAGAAACUAUAUCAUCUUAUCAAACAUGUAUUCUGCGGCAGGUUUAUGGACAGAUGCCUCUAGGGUCCGGGCUCUGAUGAAGGACAAAGGACUCAAAAAAAGCCCUGCAUGCAGCUUCAUUGAACACGGAAACAAAAUCCACCGCUUUGUUGUGGAUGAUUGUUCUCACCCAGAGUCUGAAAAGAUACAUGCUAGGUUAGAAGAACUUAUUGAGAAGAUAUGUCAAAUUGGUUUUGUUCCUAAGACAGAAUUAGUUUUACAUGAUGUUGAUGAGGAGGUGAAGGAGGGUAUGAUCAACAAACAUAGUGAGAAGCUGGCAAUUGCAUUUGGGCUUCUGGUGAAGAGUGAGGGAAUGCCUAUCAUGAUAACCAAUAACCUUCGAAUCUGUGGGGAUUGUCACAGUGCUGCGAAGUUCAUGUCAUUGAUAGAGAAGUGUGUAAUUGUCAUUCGAGAUUCAAAGCGAUUCCACCAUUUCGCUGAUGGAUUCUGCUCAUGUGGAGAUUAUUGGUAAUUCUCAUUCUGUUUUGUUGAGCUGAUUAUUUACAAAUGACAAAUAUAAUUUUGUUUAA